Arabidopsis thaliana (thale cress) is the source of this 1219-nucleotide messenger RNA. RefSeq names its product nuclear transport factor 2/RNA recognition motif protein. Gene Ontology annotation, cellular component: nucleus. NCBI's taxonomy places the organism in Eukaryota, Viridiplantae, Streptophyta, Magnoliopsida, Brassicales, Brassicaceae. Gene Ontology annotation, biological process: signal transduction. The transcript is spliced from 2 exons. The record is from RefSeq and is marked reviewed. Bases 131 to 1012 code for a protein of 293 amino acids.
UUACCAUUCUCUUUUUAAUUAUCUCCGCCCCUUAUAAUAUUCCUUUCUCAUACAACAAAGUUGGCGAAGCUUCAAAACCCUUCAAGAGGAAAAUUUUGCGGAAGACAAGAGACCAUCUUUUUGACAUUAUAUGUUUGUUGAAUCUUUAUCAAUGGCAGAAAAGUUUGUAGAAGAUGAGAAUGUGGAGGUCGAGCUCGAGCUCGAGCUAUGUCUUUCCCUGGGAGGUCCUUUCAAGAAAACGGAGAAAUCUAAAACAUUUGGACAAUCUAACGCCGUCGGAUUCGAGAAGGAUAACGGCGUUAAUCUUGACGGCAGAACGACGAAUGUGACGAGGAUAAAGGAAACACGGAAGAAGCGGGAGGCGAAGCAGCAGCAGAGAAGCGGAGAAGAAGGAGAGUGCAAGAGGAUCAGAACAGAAUAUAACGGAGUUAGUAACGGCGAUGAUAUGGAUUUGAGCUCUAUCAACAUGUGUAACGGUUACGGGUCGGGUCGACUCAAGGAAAGCAGUAAAGACGUUACGAUUGGGUCACCCAUUUGCACCUCCUCCUCCGUAUCCGAUCCUAGCAGCUCUUCUCGCCAAGAAGGUGGAAGUGGCGACAUUGGGGCACAAUCUGGCCAAACCAAACAGGUUAGAUCUCCGGUUAACAACAUUCUGACCGGUACAGAGCAAACCGUGCAUAACACAGACGGUUCAAAAGACGCGGAGACCCAAGAAUGGUCCAACUCUUCUGUAACCAAAGAGAGUGGGAAGCCGCCAAAACCGCAUACCAACAGUAACGGUAACGGCAGUUUGCUUCCGUUUGCUCAGAUGCCUUGCGUGACUAGCACCGGUAACGGUCCCGAGGGCAAAACCGUAAAUGGUUUUCUAUACCGUUACUCAAAAUCAGAGAUCAGUAUAAUCUGCGUCUGCCAUGGAACGUCUUUCUCGCCGGCUGAGUUCAUCGUUCACGCCGGUGGGACUAAUGUGUCGCAUCCGUUGAGGCAUAUAACCGUUGUUCCCUCAACUUUGUGAACUACAAAUUUACAUAUUUUGUUACUCUUUUUGUCUCGUUUUUGUGUAUAUAAGUUUCACCGAUGGACGUUUUGAGUUCGAAGGGACUCUCCAUCCAUGAUUUUCUUAGAGUUUUGUUUUUCCUUGACAUUUUUCAACUAAUUUUACACUUAAUUUGUUGCAUUGUCUCUCUUAUUAACGUAUCAGUAAAAGUGAAGAAUUCGUGUA